Messenger RNA from Phalaenopsis equestris, 3638 nucleotides. Its product is annotated as kinesin-like protein KIN-7A. The record is from RefSeq and is a predicted model, not a curated record. Gene Ontology annotation, molecular function: microtubule motor activity; microtubule binding; ATP binding. Gene Ontology annotation, biological process: microtubule-based movement. NCBI's taxonomy places the organism in Eukaryota, Viridiplantae, Streptophyta, Magnoliopsida, Asparagales, Orchidaceae.
UCUCAUCUCUCAACACUCCCAUUCUUCCUCUCAUCGAGCUUUCUCUCUCUCCUCCGCCUCUCUCUGCUUCGGCCAGAACCAUCGCCUUCGUCUCCGAACCCUCGCGAUACAGUCUCAAUUGAAGCUAGCUGAGAACUCAACGACGGGAUCGCGGCUUACAGAGACCACCGAAACUCUCAUCUUAUUCUUCCUUCCGCUCCGCUUCUACCAGAAACCAUUGAGGAAGGCAAGCCUGUUCGAAUCUUUCUUCCUCUUCGCUCGUCCCGGAUUUACUAAAUCCACAGAUUCACAGAAUUUAGUAAAUCCCGGAUUUAUCGCUAAUCAGCGUCAUUUUAGGAUUUACGGGAGCUCAGGAUUUUCGGAGGCGUUUUUCGCCGUUUGGCAGGAUUUAGCUUAAAUUUGCGUAAAACCUGCUUAAAACCGGCUACCAAAAAGCCCCUACAGCUCGAUUUUGAUUUCUGAAUUUCACAAGCCGCAGAAGCUCAUUCUCGAAUCUGAUUAAAGAGGGCAUCUACAUAAGUGAUUAUUUCAAAUUUUUCCUUAGGGUUUAACGGGAUGUCAACAUCUAGAACACCUAGUACUCCAGGUUCCAAGAUUGAAAGAACUCCGUCUUCUACUCCUGGGGGUACAAAGAUCAAGAAGGAUAAGAUUUUAGUUACUAUACGUCUGAGGCCCUUAAGUAAAAAAGAACAAUCGCUAAAGGAUCAGGUUGCCUGGGAAUGUGCUGAUGAACAUACAAUAGUAAUGAAUACGCCCAAUCAAGAGAGGUCAAGCUCAUCAGCUUAUACUUUUGAUAAAGUAUUUGGCCCUACAUGUCCAACUGAGAGAGUAUAUGAAGAAGGAGCAAAGGAGGUUGCUUUAUCAACAGUGAGAGGAAUCAAUGCUACAAUAUUUGCUUACGGGCAAACCAGCAGUGGGAAGACUUAUACAAUGAGAGGAAUAAUGGAAAAUGCUGUAACUGACAUUUACAAGCACAUACAAAGUAAUCCAGGAAGGAAAUUCUUUAUCAGGAUUUCAGCUUUGGUUUAUCAGGAUUUCAGCUUUUUGGAGAUAUAUAAUGAGGUUGUGAGAGAUCUGUUGAAACCAGAUUCCGGUCCUCUAAGGCUUUUAGACGAUCCUGAGAAAGGAACCAUUGUUGAGAAACUAGAGGAAGAGACUGCAAAAGAUAGUGAGCACUUGAGGUAUCUGAUAGGCGUUUGUGAAGCGCAGAGACAAGUUGGAGAGACUGCAUUGAAUGAUACUAGUUCAAGAUCUCACCAAAUAAUUAGACUGACAAUUGAGAGCAGUCUCCAUGAGGAUUCAGGCUGUGUGAAGUCUUAUGUGGCAAAUUUGAAUUUUGUGGACCUUGCAGGAAGUGAGAGAACUUCACAGACAAAUGCUGAGGGUGUUAGGCUAAAGGAAGGCUGCCAUAUAAAUCUUAGCCUCCUGACAUUGACAACUGUUAUAAGAAAGUUGAGUGAUGGGAAAAGGUUCGGCCAUAUUCCUUACAGACAAUCAAAGCUGACACGCAUACUACAGCUUUCUCUUGAAGGAAAUGCCAGAACUGCCAUUAUUUGCACCAUGAGUCCUGCUCUUAGCCAUGUAGAGCAAUCUCGUAGCACACUCUCCUUUGCUUCUUGUGCAAAAGAAAUUACAAAUUCUGCACAGGUUAAUGUGAUUAUAUCUGAUAAGCAAUUAGUGAAGCAACUGCAGAGAGAGGUUGCCAGACUUGAAGCAGAACUGCAUGGUUCAGAUCCUUCUGCUUCUUCAAACACAGAUGUUGUUCUGUUGGAGAAAGAAAUGCAGAUUAAGAAGAUGGAAAUAGAAAUGGAAAAGCUGAAGCAGGAAAGGGAUCUUGUAAAGGCCCAGUUUGAUGAACUACUAAGGAAGAUGGAGCAGGAAAAACUAGGGCUUCUUCCAUUUGAAUCCUCGCCUCGCCGGGUGGCCAAAUGUCUCACCUUUUCCGACCAACCAAGAAACCCACUCCGACAGUCAUCCACUGUGCCAUCCAUGCUAGUAAACGAAAUCCGAAAGCUCGAGCAGCUUCAAGUCUUACUCGGAGAGGAGGCAAAUAAAGCCUUGGAUGUUCUCCAGAAAGAGGUGGCUUGUCACAGACUUGGAAACCAAGAUGCUGCACAAACCAUUGCUAAGCUUCAAGCUGAAAUAAAAGAGGUGAGAGCCGUUAGAUCUCUAACAACAGAAGCCUUCGUUAAGCCUUUGGUAAACAACCAUAAGGCUGCCACAAACCUCAAAGAAGAGAUUACCAGACUUCACUCACAAGGGAACACCAUUGCGAAUCUCGAGGAACAGCUCGAAAAUGUUCAGAAAUCCUUAGAUAAGCUCGUUAUGUCUCUUCCUAACUAUAAUCCGUCUUGCAAAAUUAGUCCGAAAUCAUCGAAUACAGCACAUAAGAAGCGCAGGAUGGUUCCUCUGACCUCUACCUGCAAUGUCAACCUUCCACAUCUCCUAAGAUCUCCCUGUUCGCCUCUGUCAUCUUCUUCAUCUAGAAUGGUGAUGGAGUCGGAGAUCGAAAACAUGAACCCGGAUGAGAGUCAUUCAGAAUCUCUAAUGGCCGCCGCAUCGAAGAGCGAAGAUAACGAAGAUUUGUCGUCAAGGGAAGGAACACCAGGCCACCAACGGUCGAAAUCUGUGAACAUGAAGAAGAUGCAGAAGAUGUUUCAGAAUGCGGCGGAAGAGAAUGUGAGGAGCAUAAAAGCUUAUGUCACUGAACUGAAAGAAAGAGUUGCCAAACUGCAGUACCAAAAGCAGCUUCUAGUAUGCCAGGUUUUGGAGCUGGAGUCGAACGAAAAUGCUGGUUAUGAUGAGGCUUCUGAGGCCGAUGAAAACCUCAACGAGCUUCAUAAAUCCCCGGCAACCUGGAAAUCUAUUUUCGAGGAACAAAUGCGACAAAUCAUAGAAUUAUGGGAUAUUUGCCAUGUAUCUUUAGUACACAGAACACAAUUCUAUCUACUAUUCAAAGGUGAUCAAGCUGACCAAAUUUAUAUUGAGGUGGAGCUAAGGAGGCUAAAUUGGAUGCAUGAACACUUCACUGCUGUUGGAGAUCCUCACUCUGCACAUUCAGGAGAUGAACUCUCUCUUUCUCUAUCAUCCAACAUGAAGGCAUUGAGACAAGAACGGGAGUUUCUCUCUAAAAGAAUGAAUUCGAGACUGACGGAGGAAGAACGAGAGAGGUUGUACACCAAAUGGCGAGUUCCAUUGGUGGGGAAACAAAGAAAGCUUCAGUUGGUGAACAAACUAUGGAGAGAUCCCAAGGACAAAUCCCAUAUUGAAGAGAGUGCAGACAUUGUUGCCAGGUUAGUAGGGUUUUGUGAGGGUGAAAAUGUGGCCAAGGAGAUGUUUGAACUGAACUUCGCCUUGCCGGAGAACAAGAAGCCAUGGCUUCUUGGCUGGCAACCCAUUUCAAACCUUCUGGGACUUUAAUUGGCAGGUGGAAGAACAUUUUUAUAGAAGUGUUGUCUUUUGAUUGUUUGUAGUAUAUUCAUUCAUUAGAGAUCAAUUAGGCUAGGGGUUGGGGAGGGCUAUUUUGUAAGCAUUUAUGUGGUUGAUGGUGGUGAGAAAAGAAGGAUUUUGAUUUGUUUGAAUCGAUGGUUGUUUGUGUUUGGCUCGAAUGUUAAUUGAGAUAUUGUAGUAAAUGAGUC